AUGACUCCGAGUCGGACUAGCAAACGCACGGCACUACCGAUUGACGAACCGCCCUCGAAGCGCAUAAGGAAUGACUCGAAUGGGACAUGUGUGCCAUCCCCACUUGAGGAUGCAGGGACGUGGUCUUUCCUAGAACGAUACCUCAAGUCCGAAUUAUCCUACGGACAGGCGGAAGAGGGAUUGAUAUCAUACCUUGGCAAUCGAUACCGCGAGGAUGACUGGAGAGAAGCCAAACUUGCGGUAUUCUCUGGUGAUGGCGAUGACUACGAAGCUAUGAAUAAUUUGAUGGCCUUGAAAAGAAGUGCAAACGAGGAAGCAGGAGAAGGUGUCGACGAGGAGGAGGAGGAGGAGGAGGAGGAAGAAGAAGAAGAGGGGUACGAGUAUGGCCUCCCUGCGCGUCCACGACAAGUCACGACCCUGCCGGGACCAUCAGCUAAACAUAUGUUGUCUAAGAGAAUCGAUGAGAUCUUCAAUGCAUACGACACUCAAGCUCAUGCUUCCAGGCCACCAGGAAGGCUCGGAUGCAUUCCUUACAGAGCUGCCUGGUCCUCCGACACGAUCGACAACAGGAUGUAUUUGCUUAACGUUCACAGAACUGUCACGGACUACGUCGCAGAACGCCUUCGGAGUAAAAAAAUCUCCGUUAUCGUGUCCCCCUGGGUACCGGGACAACUUUACAUGGUCUCAGAGAGUCCCCGGGCCAUCGCAUCAUCACUCCCGACAUCACACAGACUCUCCGUGAAAGAUUAUUUUCGGAUCUCGGACGAAGAACGUGCGGUAGUCGAACAUCCACAAUCCCAACUGCCAUCUAGUCCAGGGUGGGUAAGGAUCAUAUGUGGCAAGUACAAGAACGCCAUGGCCUACGUCACAAAUUUGAAGCCGGCAAACGAGUCGCCAUCUGGUCACCCUCUUGUCUGGGUCUUAGUUGCUUUACGAGACUUUCCCUAUCCUAUGCCUAAGGGAUCUGUGGCAUUACUGGACCGAUCUCGCCUUCCAACUGGCAAUGCAGUAUCUGAUAUCAUUCGUGAUGGGAAGGUUGUGGGAUGUUCGUAUAAAGGAGAAGAGUAUUACCAGGGGCUGUUACUAAAGAGUUUUCACCGCGAUCUCUUAAACAUUGUCGAGACCCCUCAUCCCGACGAAAUUCGACUGCAUAUUGAUUCUGGAUGGGACAGACCCUCCAUGAAGAUAGCUGAGCGGGCAUUUUCGCUGGAGUUCUUGCGCAUGGGCGAUUCAGCCAGGGUCAUCAUCGGGGAAUUUGGCGCAGAGAUCGGCGAAGUAGUCUCGACAGACCACACAUUUCGUUCUGUCCGUUUGGAAUACAACAUCGAGGGAGACAAAAUACAAUCAGAAGUUCGACUCCAGGACAUCGAGCACGUGUUUUGGGUUGGCGAUACUGUCAGAGUCGUAGCGGGUAUAUACUUAGGUUUAGAAGGCCACAUUGUUCAAAUGACGGACGACAUAUUUCACAUUUGUCAAACCUCUACGAAGGAAGAGCAUAUAGGGAAAUGCGGUAUUGUAGACUGGUUUCCUUCGGGAGGGACCAUGCUGUGGUUCCGGGAUGCAAACCCUAUGCCGACCACUGGUGACGAUACAAACAUAGGACCCCCGAGUAUUCAAGUUCCUGCAGUCAUGGUUCAACGGAUCCGCCUCCCCCCAACAAUCAAAUUCACAAAAGACAGGGGUUAUGAUGUCAGACCUGGGGAUGUGGUGAGUGUCGCUCGUGGGCCGGAGUAUGAGGCGACAGGGAUCGUACAAAGUGUCAACGUUCCAGAGGCUUGCUUGACAAUACUGUCCACCCGUGACCACACAAUCAUCAACGUACCUAUCAGAUUCGUGAUGAAAUUGCGCAAUGCGAAUGUGGACUCAUUCAAUCACGUUAUCGGUAAAGAAGUAUUCGUUGUUGGUGGUAACCUGAAGGGCUACCGAGCUACACUGUACAAUAUUGGGCGCAAGGAUUGUGCUGUUGCAAUACAUGGACAGAAGCGUACGACACUCAAACGUUCCGAUGUCGUUACCAGCUCGUUGUCCUCUGAUGUCUUGUCCCACUGGACCGCCAACCCCGAGGAUAUUGACUUAGCGCUCAGCCCCUCCGAGCCGGCAACAGACAAUCAGACCGCUAAUCUCAACUCAUCAGCAUCCGACCCUUGGACUAUCAACGAGGGCGAUAUCUGGGACAACAUUGGGGCUAGAGCCGAGAAACAUGGAGACAACGGCUCACUAUCCUGGUUGAUGAAGAAGGAGUUUUCUUCGACAUUGCUUACACAUCAUGCAUUGUUGAAAGUCUCGCCAAGGUUUGAGCAGGGCAGGUUAUGCAAACGAUUCGUAUCGACUGCGUGUCCCGACCCCUUCUGCGGCGCUAAUGGACCAGCACCUGAGGGGUUUGUCGCAGUAUUCUGCACAUCCAACGGCGCAGGGGCUCGGAUACAGCACUAUCAUGUUCCCGCCAGUGAUCUUAGCCCAGCUCAUCCACGCAAAAAGAAUCAGCAUUGCCUCGUUUUGGACGGGGAGUAUCGCGGGCUCGUCCUACCUGUGUCGAAAUAUAUGUCUUGUGGAACUCACACAGCACCGACUCGGAUAGAUGGUAAUGCAUUUGUUCACACUUGUAACUGCCGGUUCAUGGAUGCAUACCGUACUAGUAAAGGAUUGAAUUGCACAUCUGCCGCCGAGUCCUCGGUGCGGCUCAUACUAUCACUCACCUUCAAGUUCUGA
This is a messenger RNA of Suillus fuscotomentosus, 2709 nucleotides long. RefSeq lists its product as uncharacterized. NCBI's taxonomy places the organism in Eukaryota, Fungi, Basidiomycota, Agaricomycetes, Boletales, Suillaceae. The coding region runs from base 1 to 2709 and encodes 902 amino acids. The record is from RefSeq and is a predicted model, not a curated record. The transcript is spliced from 11 exons.